UGGAACGACGGCAAGGGAACUAGCACCAGCCAGGCGCGUUCGCAUGUUUUUUGUUGGGUCUGCUGGACAAAAAAAGUGCCGAGAAAACCUGGGAGAGGAGCCAAAUCUUCCCAGAUGUAACUGAAAACAGCCAUAUGGUGGAAGCGUUCUGUAAAGGAAACUUGAGCCAGUGCGUUGCCAUGGCAUCAGUGCGCUUCACGGUGACGCCCACCAAGGCGGAGGACCUCCCGGGGCUGUCCGACACGUCUCCUGACAUCAGCUCCCGCUCCGGCGCUCGCGUGCGCUUCGGCUCCAGGGAGAGCGUCAAUCGAAGUGACCCGCUCAGCGAAGGGUCGGGAGGAGGGACAACUACCGCAGGAGGAGCCGAGACGCCGGACUACAGCAAUGUGGAGCAAGCAGAUGGAAAUUCCAAAAUCUCCAGCGUGUACAUCAACAACACUCAUGGGGUGGAUGACGAUGACUUCUACGACAGAAACUUGGCCUUGUUUGAGGAGGAGAUGGACACUCGGCCGAAGGUGUCUUCUCUGCUCAAUCGCCUGGCCAACUACACCAACCUGACGCAGGGGGCCAGGGAACACGAGGAGGCCGAGAGCAUCGGCGAGAAGAAGAAAGCCAGCAAGUCGCCACAGAUGGGGACGUUUAUGGGAGUUUACCUGCCUUGCCUCCAGAACAUCUUCGGUGUCAUCCUGUUCCUGCGGUUGACCUGGGUGGUGGGAAGUGCUGGGGUGCUGCAGGCCCUCUGUAUUGUCUUCAUAUGCUGUUGCUGUACAUUGUUGACUGCAAUAUCCAUGAGUGCUAUCGCCACUAAUGGAGUGGUACCAGCGGGAGGCGCCUACUUCAUGAUUAGUCGCUCUCUGGGUCCAGAGUUUGGGGGGGCGGUGGGCCUGUGUUUCUACUUGGGCACCACCUUCGCCGGAGCCAUGUACAUCCUGGGAGCCAUUGAGAUCCUUCUGAUGUACAUAGCACCUAAGGCAGCCAUUUUUGUGUCAAAGAACCCUGAAGGCGAAGGGGCAGCCAUGUUGAACAACAUGCGGGUCUACGGCUCCAUCUGUCUCCUCCUGAUGUCCUUGCUGGUCUUUGUGGGUGUGAAGUACGUCAACAAACUGGCCUCCAUCUUCUUAGCCUGCGUCAUCGUCUCCAUAGUUUCCAUCUACAUCGGGGCGCUGGUCUCUGCCUUCAAACCGCCACACUUCCCUGUGUGCAUGCUGGGAAACCGAACUAUCAACGGCCAUGAAAUUGAUGAAAACCAAUGUGCGAAAACCAUCCUGCUGCAGAUCAAAGAGCCAGUGGAGAGAGUUGACAACUUCACACUGAUUAAUGAAACCAGCACUAUGAGCCCAACCUUUGACCCCAGCCUUGCUACCGAUUUGGUGGAGAAGACCACGUAUCUUUGGAAGCAGUUUUGCCAGGGCCCGGAAAUCAACGCCACCUGUGACCAAUACUUCCUUUCCAACAAUUUUUCUGAGAUCGAAGGGAUUCCCGGUCUGGCCAGUGGGAUCAUUUCAGAGAACCUGUGGAGCUCCUACCCCAGUCGUGGGGACGUGUUGGAGAAAGCCUCCCUUAUCUCCACUCACGAUGCACAUCCGGCCUCCACUCAGCAGCCUUAUGUGUUUGCUGACAUCACCACCUCCUUCACACUGCUGGUGGGAAUCUUCUUCCCCUCCGUCACAGGAAUCAUGGCUGGUUCCAACCGGUCGGGCGAUCUGAAAGAUGCCCAGCGCUCCAUCCCCAUUGGAACCAUUCUCGCCAUCCUCACCACCUCCAUCGUCUACCUGAGCAGCGUUGUCUUGUUUGGAACCUGCAUCGACGGGGUGCUCCUCAGAGACAAGUUUGGCGACUCAGUCAAAGGGAAUCUGGUGGUGGGGACUCUGGCUUGGCCGACUCCCUGGGUCAUUGUGAUUGGCUCUUUCUUCUCAACAUGUGGCGCAGGCCUCCAGUCGCUGACCGGUGCUCCCCGACUUCUACAGGCCAUUGCCAAGGACAACAUCAUCCCCUUCCUCCGGGUGUUUGGCCAUGGGAAGGCUAACGGGGAGCCCACCUGGGCCCUGCUGCUCACAGCCCUAAUAGCCGAGCUGGGGAUUCUCAUCGCCUCUCUGGACCUGGUGGCUCCCAUCCUUACAAUGUUCUUCUUGAUGUGUUAUCUGUUUGUGAACCUGGCCUGUGGCCUCCAGACCCUCCUGAGGACGCCCAACUGGAGGCCGCGCUUUUCCUAUUACCACUGGACCUUGUCGUUUUUGGGGAUGACUAUCUGCCUGGCACUCAUGUUCAUAUCCUCCUGGUACUACGCAAUCGUUGCCAUGGUGAUCGCUGGCAUGAUCUACAAGUACAUUGAGUACCACGGAGCGGAGAAAGAGUGGGGGGAUGGGAUCCGCGGUCUCUCGCUCAGUGCUGCCCGAUAUGCCCUCCUGAGGUUGGAAGAGGGACCACCGCACACCAAGAACUGGAGGCCCCAGGUGUUAGUCUUACUAAAACUGGACGAGGACGCCCACGUCAAGUCUCCUCGCCUGCUGACGUUUGCCAACCAGCUGAAGGCGGGAAAGGGCCUAACCAUCGUUGGCACCGUCGUCUCUGGAAACUUCCUCCAAAGCUACGGCGAGGCCCUCGCUGCUGAACAGACUCUGAAGCACCUGAUGGAUAAGGAACGUGUGAAGGGCUUCUGUCAGUGUAUCGUGGCCCAGAAGCCGCGUGAAGGUAUCAGCCACAUGAUCCAGUCCAGCGGCCUGGGAGGAAUGAAGCCCAACACUGUGGUGAUGGGCUGGCCUCACGCCUGGAGGCAGAGCGAGGACCCACAGUCCUGGAAGACCUUCAUCAACACAGUGCGGGUGACCACAGCAGCCCACUUGGCCCUGCUGGUGCCCAAAAACAUCUCCCUGUUCCCCAGCAACAGUGAGCCCUGCACAGAGGGCUACAUCGACGUCUGGUGGAUCGUCCACGAUGGGGGGAUGCUAAUGCUGCUGCCCUUCCUGCUGCGCCAACACAAAGUGUGGCGUAAGUGUGGAAUGCGAAUCUUCACAGUGGCCCAGAUGGAGGAUAACUCCAUCCAGAUGAAGAAGGAUCUGGCAACCUUCCUCUAUCACCUACGCAUUGAGGCUGAGGUGGAAGUAGUUGAGAUGCAUGACAGUGACAUCAGUGCAUACACCUAUGAAAGGACCCUGAUGAUGGAGCAGAGGUCUCAGAUGCUCAGACAGAUGCGACUGUCUAAAUCAGACCGGGAAAGAGAGGGAAAUCCUGGUAGCGGCAGCAGUAGGCCAGAGGCAGGUGGAGCUACAAGGUCUCAGGUGUAUCUUUCCCCCAGCUACAUGAGUGCUGGAGUCAGCAACACCUCUAACACCUCCAUAGGAGACAGAGACAGACGGGCUCAGCUGGUGAAAGACCGUAACUCCAUGCUGCGGCUGACGAGCAUCGGAUCCGACGAUGACGACGACACCGACGGCGGGGAGCGAGACAGGGCGACGAGCGCUGGUAGCGGUGGCGGCGGCGGCAGCGGUGGCAGCGCCGAGCAUCACCGAAGAGUUCAGAUGACCUGGACCAAAGAGAAGACCUCGCAAUACAGAGCCACCCACUCUGGCUGCUCCACACCGGAGGGAUUCAGAGACAUGCUCAGCAUCAGGCCGGACCACUCGAACGUCAGGCGGAUGCACACCGCCGUCAAGCUCAACGAGGUCAUCGUCAACAAAUCCCAUGAUGCCCGGCUCGUCCUGCUCAACAUGCCAGGGCCACCCAGGAACACGGAGGGAGACGAGAACUACAUGGAGUUCCUCGAGGUCCUAACGGAAGGAUUGGAGCGCGUUCUGUUGGUCAGAGGUGGAGGAAGUGAAGUCAUCACCAUCUACUCCUGAUUGGACAAAACGGAGGAAGCCAGCGUUAAAGACGCAGCCAAUCACGCAGAAGUGAGCGAAGGGAGAGAUGGUGCGGGCCUGUGAGCUCUGGGGGGGGGGGGGGGGGGCAUCAGUUGUCACGCCUAACACCUCCCUCCCCUUCAGCCCCUUUCUUUUCAUCUUUACUCGUUUCUGUCACAACAAGGGUUUCCAUUCCACUUAUGUCAAGCUACAGUAAUGCCAACACAAUUCCACGAACGAGCAAAAAAAUAAGUGUGUGUGUUCCACCUGAGGGAGGUAUGGUUUGUUGGAGAAGGGGACCAGUGUUGUGUUUGUUGGGGGCGGGGGGCGUUCCACUGACGAGACUCAGGGUUGCUUUUUGUGCAGAAUGCAUUUUGGAAGCAGAUGUGAGUGCUCUGAGAGUAGGCUGAAUGCAUGGAAUUAGUGUUUUCUGUAGGUUUUUUUUCUCCUUGAAAACACAGUGAAGUUUAUUACAAUACUACUUAAUAACAGUGUGUCAAAGGAAGGGAGGAGCCUCUAGUAGUGUGCGUUUCUGUUUACUUGAAAGUGUAACAUUUUUAAGAAAAAAAUGGUUAUCAUUUAAUUGCAUAUCAAUAGGGGCCUCCUUUCUUAGCUUAUCCACCAUAUACAUUAGUAAAUGCACAAUCCAAUUUGUUUUAUCCAAAGUGGAUACUGAAUUAUUUUCUAAUUGGUAAACAGUGUUGGUCUGAACUUGCUGCUUUUUCUCACAAUCUAUUCUCCUGUAUGGAGUCCAAUUUUGCCAGGAAAAGGUAAAAAGAUAAAACGGUCAUGAUGAAAAUAAAAAUGCUCAACAUUUGCGUUUGCCAGCUCUUAAUUUUGACUCACCGUACAUUUGACUUCCUAACUCAAAUUAAAACUAUGAAAAGUGAAACUUGUGAAAUAAUACAUUUAAAAUGAUUAGAUCUAUAAAAAUAUCAAUUUUCAAUUGUACUUCCUAAGUCAAAAUUAAAAGAUACAAAGUCAAAAUGAUGACUUGCUUAGUCAAAGUUAUUGGAUGAAAAAAAAGUCCAAAGUCAUAAUUAUGAGGUCAACCAAAUUUUUGUCUUACUCAGACAAAAUUGUGACUUAGUAAGGGAAAUUUAUGAGAUAAAAAAAAAAAUCUAAUUUGAGAUAAAAAAAAAAAAAAAAAGUCUAAAAUACUUAAAUCAAAAUUAUGAGAUAUGACUUUUUAUCUCAUCAUUUUGACUUGGUCACUCAGUCUUUUUGAGUUUCUUAGUAAAAAUAGGCUUCUAUACAGCUGCUACUCCAUAUUUUGAAGAAAACGGAUUACAGAAGUGAUUUACAUUUACCAAGUGACACAUACCUUUAUCUGCAAAACAGUCAAACACCAGCAGUGUGCUCUGCUAAUAAUGGAAAUAGGAAUCCGUUAUUUAUACCAAGAUGAGCUGUCUUUAUGCUCAACAUUUACGGAUUUGUGAGGUCUUCUCUGUCGUGCCAUAAACUGGCCCACGUCGGACUCAGAUUGCAUGUGAAUAGUCAUGUUAGAGUAGACAAUGACGUAGAGGCGUAUGGCGUAGAGUGUGUUUGAAAAAAGUGGGGUCAGACUUUGUGGGUGUCGUUGUGAAGGCCAGUAUUGUUGACACUCUGGACCAUCAUGGAGAGGACCAUUGCAUUGCAUGCUGUCAAAAUGUCAAUGGGAG
This is a messenger RNA of Sander lucioperca (pikeperch), 5500 nucleotides long. RefSeq names its product solute carrier family 12 member 6. The transcript is spliced from 28 exons. Gene Ontology annotation, cellular component: membrane. Gene Ontology annotation, biological process: chemical synaptic transmission; potassium ion import across plasma membrane; chloride ion homeostasis. NCBI's taxonomy places the organism in Eukaryota, Metazoa, Chordata, Actinopteri, Perciformes, Percidae. Gene Ontology annotation, molecular function: potassium:chloride symporter activity. The record is from RefSeq and is a predicted model, not a curated record. The coding region runs from base 135 to 3839 and encodes 1234 amino acids.